Branchiostoma floridae (Florida lancelet) is the source of this 3573-nucleotide messenger RNA. RefSeq lists its product as uncharacterized. The record is from RefSeq and is a predicted model, not a curated record. Lineage: Eukaryota; Metazoa; Chordata; Leptocardii; Amphioxiformes; Branchiostomatidae. The transcript is spliced from 19 exons. The coding region runs from base 77 to 2266 and encodes 729 amino acids.
AGAUACACACACGCGCUCGAUGGUGUGAAACGGACGGUCAAGCGCCUAUUCGAAUCCCCAGUUUUCUUGGCUAGCGAUGCAGGCUCCAAAGUUCCGUGGUACUAGUACUAUGAUAAGUAACAAGGCUUACGCGGUAUCUCCGCCGUGGGCAACCAGCGCCGAUCACGAGAUGCACAAGUCCAGACGCCCCCUGGCGAACGCCAUGGAAAGACAGGAAGCGGCCACACCAGACUUGAUGAAAUUUGUGGACGACAACGUCAUUGGCAAGGAUAGAGUCAUCAUCGGGCCUUACGGACCCAGACAAGUGACCUAUUGUGACUACGUGGCUUCCGGAAGAGCACUGAAGUUUAUCGAGUACUACAUCCAGGAGGAGGUUUUACCGCUGUACGGGAACACUCACACCUCCACCAGUACGGUGUCACUCCAGACAUCAGCCUACAGGGAACAGGCCAGGAAAAUCAUCCACAAUGCUGUGCACGCUGGACCGGAUGACGUGGUCAUCUUCUCCGGAAAUGGCUGUACAGGUGCUCUGACUACACUGGUCAACGCCAUGUCGUUUACUAAACCACCGGUGAUCUUCGUGGGUCCUUUUGAACAUCACUCCAACCUGCUGCCCUGGCGUGAGCUCACACCAAAGGUUGAGUUGAUCAGGAUUGAAGAGAACUCCAAGGGCUUAUUGGACCUGAAACAGUUGGACAACCAACUUAAGACAUGGCAGGGUCGCGGCCAUCCCAUGAUCGGCGCCUUCUCGGCCGGCUCGAAUGUGACAGGCAUCAUGACGGACACAGCGCGGGUCGCUACCCUGCUGCACCGCUACGGAGCACUGGCCAUAUUUGACUAUGCUGCCACAGCUCCAUACGUCGACAUAGACAUGAACCCACCCGCAGAUAGGUUAACUUCAAACGGCGAAGAGGAAAAUCUGGCCUACAAGGACGCGAUCGUCCUGUCUCCUCACAAGUUGGUGGGAGGUCCGGGCACGCCAGGAGUGCUCAUCGCCAAGAAACAUCUCUUCACCAGCGUCGUGCCUCAGCCUUGUGGUGGUGGAACAGUUUUCUUUGUUUCAAAGCAUAAUCAAGUGUACCUGAAGGACAUCGUGGAAAGGUGGGAGGGGGGCACGCCAAACAUCGUGGGCUGCAUCCGGGCAGGUCUGGCCUUCCAGCUGAAGCAGGCCAUCGGGCCGAGCAACAUCGUCCGGCGGGAGGAGGAACUGGUCAGGCGAGCCUUCAGCACGUGGUCUCACUGUCCCAACCUGAUUCUGGUCGGCAGCCAUCGGGCCAAGCGGAUCCCCAUCUUCUCCUUCCUCAUCAGACAUGCGCAGUCCGGGCUGCUGCUGCACCAUAACUACGUCUGCACCCUGCUGAACGACGUCUUCGGCAUUCAGGCCAGGGGAGGGUGCGCAUGCGCAGGGCCUUAUGGACAGGACCUUCUGGGCAUCAGUGACGAGUUGAUGAGAAAAAUUGAAUCUUUGCUGCUUGGAAGAAAACCGGAUGCAGAUUCCUCUGGCACCAGAGUAGCAGACCCGACCUCUCGCGAGAUUCUAAAGCCCGGUUUCGCAAGACUGAAUCUGAUCUACUUCGCAGACGACCCCAGUAUACAGUUUGUUCUCAGAGCCGUUGCCAUGGUAGCGGAACACGGAUGGAAACUUCUACCACAGUACACGUUUAAACGAGAGACGGCAGAAUGGAAACACAGAUCUCACCACAAACAGAGGCCGAGCCGGAGGGGAAAACGGUCGGGUCUGGAUUCCGUCAGUUACACUUCCGGUAUGAUGACGUACACUUCCGUUACGUCCAUCCCGGAAAAACCGCCACCUGCAAACUACCAGGAUUGUCUGAAGAUGGCGGAGGAGAUCUUUGACUCGGCAGAGAUGAGAAACAAAGAACUGGAGGAGCUCGGCAUUGAGCUGCAUGACAACCCGUUUGAGUUUGACGAGGACGGAUCGAAGUUCCGCUGGUUUCUGCUGCCCAGCGAGGCGCGCCGCUAUCUGCAGGACCCGGAACUGCAGCUGGGUCCGCCCAAAUCUCUUCCCUUCAAGGUCAAGACUUACGAAGACGGAACGACUUCACAACAGAAGGCGCGACUUCACAGAAGAAACACCGCACAGAGCAGCGAUUCGGACGCGAAAUCCGAGAACAACAGAGUCGUUCAUCCCAGAGCGGCCCCUGUAAGAAGGAGACAGCGGAGAAUCGCCGCCAAACGCAACGACGUUACCUCCACACCCGUCAGGCUACCCAAGGUCAACAACGGCAGCUUGGUUGCCAUGUAGGAAUACGUAGUACGAACAGAUGGGUGUCGUGUGAGGCGUAACUGGUAGAGGGUAUUGCAACUAGCACGACCAGAUGACGAUGACAGUGUGGUUGAAAACUUGUUUUUCCUUUGAAAACGGCCAAAAAUUGAUGACCGCAAAGAAGUCAUCCAUGCAAUCAAAUCAGCAUGGCUUUACAAAGAAAACAAUGCACAGAACCUUUCGUCGUUUUUACAAAGAAUAUCACUAGUAAUUAUAUAUUUCUAUCAUAUCAAAGUGAAUGCAUAUUGGAAUAUCAUGGGACACUUUAUUUAUAAAAUGAGAGUGAUGGUAAUGUGAUGUACAUGUAAUGUAACAAGUAGUUGGUACAUACAUUUAACAUGCAUACAGCAUACAUGCAAGUAUUAAUCGGGCAAUGUCCAUUUUACAAUCAAUUUAGUCUUUGUUUCUCCGUAAAUCUGUAACGUGAACAAGUAUAUACUCGUCUCAUUUGGUACUACAGUACAAGUUUUUAUGAUAAGUUGCUUGCAAAUGCUUAUCCGAGGGCCUUAUGCAGAUAACAUGGGAAGGGCAUAGAAUGUAUCUGCUCUGGUCUAAAAGCUGACUCUAAAUUCUAACGUAUUGGCUUCGACUUCUUUUUCUGAGACAAUGGAAGACGAAGGAUCCCACCUUUUCUGUGUUAUGGAGAUUUUUGUGAUGUUAUGAGGAGAGUCAUUUUCGUUUUGUUUGUAAAGCCGGAUGAAUUAGGGUGGAAUUAGGUGGCCAUUUCUUUCGUGAUGGUAGAAAGGACAGUACAGUAGAUUAAUUUCCAACAAUCGUAAAAAUCACCAUACAUUGCACCAUGUAACUGUAUACAAAUGUAGGGUAAUGUAACAUAUUUCUUAUUAUUUAUAAUAUAUAAUAAAUCUGCGUAUGUAUGUAUUACUGACUCAUAGAUAAUGGAUUAAUAUCGCCAAAUAGUUGUUAUUCAAGCAAUAGGAUUUUGGAGUAAAUGCUAUUUGGCAUAUCAUAUUACCUAGUAGAUAUGUCGAACCUGUAUCGCGACGUAUAAAAGAUUUUGAAAAGCUUAGCUACGCAAACUAUACACGUUAUACAGUGACACAGCAAAAAAGGACUUUAAACACUGUGCAUAGCUGAUAUUCAUCAUCGAUUUAAAAAAUGGAGGUCACAAUGAUAAAUUGUGAACUGGAGACUUCUUAACUAUCACUCUAAUAGCAGGCCAAGUUCAGCAAUGUCUAUCCAAUAUCCUAAAAGAUAUGUAGAAGCAUUUGUUUGGAAAAUUAUAUGAGAAAUCUAUAUUGAUGAGAUAGUGUAGGGUUUAGACAUUC